Molecule: messenger RNA, 2302 nt
Organism: Cololabis saira (Pacific saury)
Lineage: Eukaryota; Metazoa; Chordata; Actinopteri; Beloniformes; Belonidae
Product: calmodulin-regulated spectrin-associated protein 3-like
Exons: 4
Coding region: 184-1344 (386 amino acids)
Source: RefSeq, a predicted model, not a curated record
GCCACUGCGCCUGCGCGGAAGCGAGCAACACUGGCAGCGGAACCAUUGAUGGAUCUCGCUCAGAAGAGCACGCUGGGUCCCUGAAACAGCAUUUAAUUUAACUUUCUGCUGUUCCGCGUGGAUUCCUAUCACUAAAAGGCUUGAAGUCGGGUGUUUCCGGCGGGUUUUGGGUCCCGGGCAGACAUGGAUCUGGUCCGGAACAAGCACCUGCGGCCUCAGCUGCGCGACGACGAGGCGCUGCUGCUGGAGAACGCCGUCCGCCUGGCCGUGGACUCCGUCCUGAACGCGCUGUGCGGGCUGCACGGCGCCCGGGCCCGCGAGUACGAGCGGACGGUGGCCGAGAGGGACCGGGAGAUCCAGCGGCUGCAGCGGGAGCUGCAGGGGCUGCGAGCCCGGGGCUGCGCAUGCGCGGGGCCGCCGCCCGGACCCGGGGGUCACAUGGAGCCCCAGCUGGGCCGGUGCCGGACCCCCGGACCCCGGCAGGAGCCGCCGCAGGGCGGCCACGACCCCGGGAUGGGGCCGGACGGAGCCGCGGAGUGCGAGAUGAGGCUGUCCUUGGGGGUUUUCGCCCGGCCGCCCUCCCGCGUCUCCUCCUUCAGCCACGAGUCGGCCCCCCCGUCGUCCCCCAGCCGGCCGGGCUCCGACCAGACCAGCACCUCCCGCUCCUCGGAGGCCGACGCCGGACACCCCCCGGCCGAUCCUGGGGCGUCUCCUGGGGCGUCUCCCGGCAGCCCCGUCGUCAAGGAGGAGCCCUGCGACAUCAACGCCAUCCUGAUCGAGUGGGAGAUGAGCGAGGAGAGGCUGUCGGAGCAGCGGGACCGACCCGGCAGCCCGCUGCAGGACCGCUGGAGCCCCGGCGAGGACGUGAAACUGGAGGACAUGGAGGGGAAACAGUCCGGGGAGAAGCCUGGAGUCGACCCGGGAGGAAGUGGAGCCGCUGAGGGAGAACCUCUGAGGAGCAGGAAGAGGAGCGUCCGGAUGUCUGAUCUGCCAGAGGAGGCCCAGCGGCUGAAGAGGGCGGCCUGGAGGGCGGCGUCGCGCCGCUACUACGCCCGGAAGAUGGCGCGCCAGAAGGGGGCGCCGUCGCGCCCCGCGCCCUUCGCCCACAUCCUGGGCCCCCCGGAUUCUCACGCCGGCUGGUUCACGGACUCGAGGCGGCGGGCGAUGAUGGCGGGGCCGCCGGACGCCGCUGCGCUGGCGCCGCCCAGGGACGCCUGGAGGCCGUCGCCACGGCGACACCACGCCCGUAGGGCGGCCCCCCACCAGACUGAGCAGGACCUGACCCGGGGCGGGGGGCAGGGAGACGGGCCCCACGCCGGCGGGGGGGGCAUCCUGUGCAGCUGACGCGCAGAAACCCCCUGAAACUGUGAUUUUUAUGAAUAUUCAGACACUGCCUCCCUCUGCAGGGGGGCACAAACUUCCAGGGGGGGGAGUUUGUGAUGUCAGCGACAACCUUCAACUCCGUCAUCUCCGUCUGCCCGAAACAGGGUCAAAACUAAACCCCUCCCACACUACUGAACCGCCCGCCUGGGUCGCUAUGGCAACCGGCCGCCGUGGGCGUUGCUACGAUUUAAGACAAUUCCUUCAACAGUUUUUUUUGUGUGUGUUUUGAGGAUUUUAAACAAAAAUGUGCAAGAAAAGCUUAAUAUCUGAAGAAAGGAAGAUAAACAGGAAGUAAAACUACGUCUCUGGGAGGCGCAGCGAAGUCUGGAGGGUGUUUUUACUUUUAGACAAAAGUGAAAACACUUUAACAACCGACUGAGGAGAAGUUAUGAUGUUUGAUUUAAAACAAAAAAAAAACAACGGAGACUCAUCCUCCCUUUUUUUAAACCUACCAGCAACCAAUUUAUCAUGUAAGUCCAACUUUAUAUAUCUGUUUUUAUCUUAUUGUCUCAAGUCGCGUCGUCUUGGUUACGGGCUGGAGUUCAUCAUCUCGGGUCGAUGAGCUGCCGGUCCGGAGGCGACAGAAGUUGAUCUCUGGAAAGUGAAGCUCAGGGUCGACCGUGUUGUUUCAUAGAGGAGCGAGAGACGCAACAGAAGAUAAGAGGACGGUCUGGAACCCGGCGCGUGUUUACGGUCGCCACGGCAACGUCGUCAAGGAUGUCUGGGUCGCAUCAACAAGGGACCGCCUGACUCUGUCCACGGAGACGGAUUAAUCGUCUGGUUCAGAUCAGGUUUAUUUCCACAUGUGAAUCUGGGAAUAUUUUAAUCCAUGAUUGGUUGUUUUUGUUUUUUUAAUUGCUUUUAAAUUUGUAUUUUAAUCGAUUUUACACACAAAUUUGUGUAUAAAUCAAAAAGAAAU